Messenger RNA from Colletotrichum truncatum, 630 nucleotides. Its product is annotated as coiled-coil domain-containing. The record is from RefSeq and is a predicted model, not a curated record. Gene Ontology annotation, cellular component: U2-type spliceosomal complex; post-mRNA release spliceosomal complex. NCBI's taxonomy places the organism in Eukaryota, Fungi, Ascomycota, Sordariomycetes, Glomerellales, Glomerellaceae.
AUGUCAAGCUCACAAACGAGUCUGGGCGCGGCCGUCGAUGACCGCAAGGCUCGCCUCGCGAAGCUCAAGAACCUCAAGAGAAAACAACCCGCCGACGAAAUCGUUCCGCCAGAGUCCGAACGCGAAGGCUCCCAGCCGGCAAUAGAGUCCGAAGUUGCGAGGAUACACCUGUCAGGUCGCAACUACGACCCUGAAGUGCGCGGACCUAAGCUCGGUUUCGAGGCGCCGCCCAUACAAGACCUGGAGAAGCCUACGUUGGAGGAGCAGGCAGCAGACAUUGAGGCCGAUAUCAAGCAAAAAGCGGCCGAAGAAGCGCAGGACGAUAAGGGAAUUGACUUGUUCAAACUCCAACCGAAGAAACCAAACUGGGAUUUGAAGAGGGAUUUGGAGAAAAAGCUGGAGGUUCUCAACGUCAGAACCGACAACGCCAUUGCUAGAAUGGUGAGAGAUCGCAUCACAAGUGCGCAGAAGGCGGCAACGAAGUCGAAUCAGGUUGAGGCUGGAAAUACAGAUGGCGAUGCUGCAGGAGUGGAUGGAAUCGCGUUAGUAGAGGGAGUGCGUGUCCGGGAGAGGGAAGAAGAAGAGGACGAGAGGCGAGACAAGGAGGCAGACGAAGACUUAGUUGUCUAA